Pteronotus mesoamericanus is the source of this 558-nucleotide messenger RNA. RefSeq names its product BCL2 like 10 (gene BCL2L10). The record is from RefSeq and is a predicted model, not a curated record. Gene Ontology annotation, molecular function: protein heterodimerization activity; protein homodimerization activity. The transcript is spliced from 2 exons. Gene Ontology annotation, biological process: extrinsic apoptotic signaling pathway in absence of ligand; intrinsic apoptotic signaling pathway in response to DNA damage; regulation of apoptotic process. NCBI's taxonomy places the organism in Eukaryota, Metazoa, Chordata, Mammalia, Chiroptera, Mormoopidae. The coding region runs from base 1 to 558 and encodes 185 amino acids. Gene Ontology annotation, cellular component: mitochondrial outer membrane.
AUGGAGGACGAGUUGAGGCUGCGCACCGUGCAGCUGCUGGCCGACUACCUGGAAAGCUGCGCCCGAAUGCCAGGCACCGCCGCGCGGCGGCCGUCCACGCCUGAGGCCGCCGUGCUGCGCUCCGUGGCUGCCCGGGUACGGCAGCGUUACCACCACUUUUGGUCCCAUUACCGCGGAUAUCGGGGAAACCGCCUCGGGCUGGUGGCGAACCUGGCACAGCGGGUAGUCCGAGGUCGCGGAAUACCCAGCUGGGGCCACGUGGUGGCGCUCGUGAGUUUCGCGGGGAUCUUGCUGGAGACACCGCCGGCACGCCACGCGUGGGAACUGAAGACAUGGGAGGCCGACGUUGGCCGGGACUGCCAGAAGCUGGUGGCCUUACUGUGUGAUUGGCUCACAGUGGAGAACCGCACCUGGCUGGAGGCGCACGGUGGCUGGGAUGGCUUUUGUCACAUCUUCACACCCACGCUGAUAUGUCCUUGGAGCACACCGCUGGUCCGGGUGCUUCUGUCAUGCUUCACAGCAACAAUCUUAACCUAUUUGUGGACAAAACCAUUAUGA